AUGAGAUUGACUCGUGGUACUUCUCCCCUUACCCACCGCAUCUCACCAACACGGGUCGUCUCUUCAUCUGUGUUGCCUGUCUCAAGUACUCCAGCACUCCCUCAGCCUAUGAGCGACACCUGGGGAAAUGCCAGCACGUUGUCCCACCAGGGGAGGAGGUCUACUGCUGCCGGCUCCUCCCCCCUGCCCCUGCUGCCCCCACUGCUGCACCUCCUCCUCCUCGUGAGCCUGCGGCUGCAUGCUGACUUGGAAAGGGGACCUGCUAACGUGGCUGAGAUGGGUGGCAGUGUGUGUGCCGGGGAUGCUGACGUGGAUGGGAAGGGCAGUGAGCGCAAGCGGGAAGAGGGAGAAGGAGUCAAAGCAGAGUGUGAGAAAGGGGAGGUCGGGAAGGAAGGAAGUGGUAAGAGCGGGGAUGGGAAGGGAGGGACUGCAAAGUGUGAGGCGCAGGGGCAGGAGCAGGAGGUGUCAGCUGGGAAAUGCAAGCAGGCGGGGAGCAAGGAGUCUGAUGCGGUUCAGAAGGGUGCAGAGAACGGAAAUGGUGGCGGGAACGAAGGAGGAGUGCUUGGAAAGGGAGAGGAAACUGGUGGCAGUGAUGGUAGCGGUAUGCUGCAUGUCUUCAGGGUGGAUCCAGCCAAUGCGAAGCUGUACUGCCAGUGCCUCUCCCUCCUAGGCAAGCUCUUUCUGGAGCACAAGCCACAGGUAUACACUGUAGAAGGCCAUACCUUCUAUGUCCUCACAAGGGGCUCCGACACGUGGCAUACUCUCAUUGGCUACUUCGCCAUUGAGUCUUCCCUUCAAGCCUCUCAACCACCCAAGCGCAACUCUCCAGCGGCAGGUACAGAGGCGGCCGAUUCACACAGGAAGGAUGUUGAGACCACUCCUGAGGCGCCUCAGGGGCUGGCAGAUCCACGCAGACUUGAAGCAAAGGCAGGGGCAGGGGCAGGGGCUCCCAAUGUGGCUCAAGAAGAGCCAGGUGAUUCUCACGGCAUGGAGGUUGAUACGACUCCUGAGGCACAUCAAAAGCUGGCUGAUCCACGCAGUCUCGAAGCAGAGGCAGAUGCAGUGGCAGAGGCUGCUCGUAAGGCUCCUCGAAUGCCGGGCGAUGUGCCUUUUGAGUCGACUCAGAAGGCUGCUCCUAAGGCUCCUCAAGAACAGGGUGGUUCACUCAGGAUGGAGGAGUCAUGCACAGCAGCCAACCAAGCAGAGGAGACAAGAGGAGGUUCGGCGGCAUUGUCACCAUCGCCAUCAUCACCACCCGCCAUUCUCCAUCUCUCCAGCGUUGUUGUGCUCCCUCCCUUCCAGCGUCGCGGGUUCGGCCGAUGCCUCAUCUCAGUCGCCUAUGACAUGGCAGCAGCCCUUCAGCAGCGUCUGGUGCCCAAGCCUCCCCUCUCUGACCUCGGCAAUGUGGCCUUCAGAAGCUUCUGGCGCUGGCAGCUGCUGCGCUUUCUGAAGAAGCUUCAAGGAAGCUGCAGCAUCGAUAGUCUAUCCAAGAGCACAGCACUACAAUCAGAGGACAUUAGGACGGCUCUGAAGCAACUCAAACUCACAAAGUACUUAGAUGCCAGUGGCAACAUCAGUGUGCCGCCCAGUGUCCUCAGCAAGAAGACAAAGCAUAUGAUCCUGGAUUAUCUUCUCGUUGACGGAUCGCCAGCACAGCUGGUUACCACUGGAGUUGCUGCACUGUGA
Molecule: messenger RNA, 1686 nt
Organism: Closterium sp. Yama58-4
Lineage: Eukaryota; Viridiplantae; Streptophyta; Zygnematophyceae; Desmidiales; Closteriaceae
Source: the annotation of a GenBank genome assembly